CUUCAAUAAAAUUUACUGUCAACAUCGGUAGCAACCAAGUCAAUGACUGUUCAUUUAGCUUUCCUUUUCCUGGUGUUUGCUUCUCUUGUAGCCCUUCAUGAAUGCACCAAUGACGAUGAGCUUGAUCGGAGCAUACCAACAGGCAACGAAAUAAUACUAGGACCAUGCAGUCAUUCAACAUGCGGUGUAGAAUCAGCAUCGGAGAACGACAGCAUAUUCCGAAAUUGUUGGUGCUGUUUAUUACUAAAAUCACAUCUUUGUUAUACCUAUAGAAUUGUCUGCGAAAACAAUUGCGCACCCGGACCACCUCCUGAUCUUGCAAUUCCUUGACUGGAUCACCUUGCUUUUGCAAGGCUGAGAUGACCCUCUAGUUGUUGAAACCAACAUGUCACUUGUUUCCAAUAAUCAUGAAUAAGAAGUGGCCAAAAUAAAUUUUAUUA
Messenger RNA from Gossypium raimondii (Peruvian cotton), 440 nucleotides. Its product is annotated as EMBRYO SURROUNDING FACTOR 1.3. Lineage: Eukaryota; Viridiplantae; Streptophyta; Magnoliopsida; Malvales; Malvaceae. The transcript is spliced from 2 exons. The coding region runs from base 43 to 330 and encodes 95 amino acids. The record is from RefSeq and is a predicted model, not a curated record.